UCUCAACAGAACACAGGAGAGACAAUCGUCAAGUCUUAACAGAACAUAGGAGAGACAAUCGUCAAGUCUCAACAGAACAUAGGAGAGACACUCGUCAAGUCUCAACAGAACAUAGGAGAGACAAUCGUCAAGUCUCAACAGAACAUAGGAGAGACAAUCGUCAAGUCUCAACAGAACAUAGGAGAGACAAUCGUCAUGUCUCAACAGAACAUAGCAGAGACAAUCGUCAAUUCUCAACAGAACAUAGGAGAGACAAUCGUCAAGUCUCAACAGAACAUAGGAGAGACACUCGUCAAGUCUCAACAGAACAUAGGAGAGACAAUCGUCAAGUCUCAACAGAACAUAGGAGAGACAAUCGUCAUGUCUCAACAGAACAUAGCAGAUACAAUCGUCAAUUCUCAACAGAACAUAGGAGAGACAAUCGUCAAGUCUUAACAGAACAUAGGAGAGACACUCGUCAAGUCUCAACAGAACAUAGGAGAGACAAUCGUCAAGUCUCAACAGAACAUAGGAGAGACAAUCGUCAACUACCAAACGGUCCUCCCAAACAGCAGCAGCAUGCAGGCUGGGAAGACAU
This is a messenger RNA of Candidula unifasciata, 577 nucleotides long. Lineage: Eukaryota; Metazoa; Mollusca; Gastropoda; Stylommatophora; Geomitridae. The record is from the annotation of a GenBank genome assembly.